UAUAUAAGAUGUUGUCUCGUCGAAGAGCUUCAGUCGCUCUUGACUCUCCGACCAUCGAAACAUCGGUGAGACAAGGAAAAUAAAAGGACACCUUGUGUGUGACAGAGGAAUCAGUUUAUCGUAACAAGUGUGAAAGGCCACACCAUGAAGUUGUUGGAGUGUUUGGUGCCGGUGGUGGUGCUGCUGUUAAUUAGGGACUCCAGCGCAAGACCUGGUAUACUAGGCGAUUUAGCUGCAACCGGCGUUGGUAUAUUGAAUCCUUUGGGACUCUUCAAGCCUAAGGGAUACGAGAACUCGGAUAGCUAUGCUAGUAGCAACGCUCAAUCUCUAGCAGCCGGUUUGCAUCUAGGACCGAUCGCUUUCGGCGGCGGCUUGUCCUCGGCGUCGGCCUCAUCGUCGGCGAACGCCGCCGGCGGCGGUUCAGCCUCGGCCUUGGCGAAGGCGGAUGCUCAAGCCUACGGAUAUGACGGAUACGGCGGCUCCAACGCGAACGCACAAGCCUCCGCGAACGCUAACGCGCAAGGUUCCUCAGGUGCUUAUCCCGGCGGCUAUGACGGUUAUCAGCCAGGUUACGGAAGUUAUGGUUCUCAGUCCAACGCAAACGCGAACGCCGAUGCGAACGCUAACGCCGCAGGCAACAUCGGAGGCGCUCUUACUGGUCCCUCUUACUAUCCUCAUUCGAUACCCUCUCGACCCAAGGCCGUCGGCGACGCCAACGCCAACGCCAACGCUCAAGCGGCCGCGAACGCGGCCGCGGCCGCGAACGGCGGUGCGAACACGAUCCCCGUUCGUUACCCGGGUGCCACUUAUCCCGGGGCAGGUCAAAUAGAGGUCAUUCCCAUCACGGUCCAACAACCUCGACCAAUGCCGCCGAUGUAUAAUAGACCUCACACCUAUCCGAUCCCCCAUGGCCGUCCUUCCUCACCUCCUCAGGACGACGUGAUACCGAUAAUCGUAGUCGAAGAAGUACCCGCGACACCUAAAUAUCGUCCACAUCACCGCCGCCGGCCGCAUUACCAUCACCAUAAAUCGAAGCAAGAACCGAUCGAAGUCAUCGUCAUCGAGGAGCCGGCGUCUGGUCAAGCCGGCAGCUACGGAAACGGCAUCACUCACGGAAACUACCCCCAACGACCUCACGGAGGCGGCCACGGCAACCCCUUCUUAUCGGGCGGAGCAGGCUCGAAUGCGAACGCCAACGCUAACGCCAACGCUGACGCCAACGCUAACGCUCAAGGAGGCAGAGGAAGAUAUCCGCACAGCGGUGGUUACCCGGUGGACUCAUCAGGCAUCACCCCGAUCGGCGAUCACAACCUUUUUCUAAAUGGCGGCGGACACUCGGGUGGCAACGCUAACGCUGGAGCCUCUGCCAACGCUAAUGCUAACGCUAACGCUAACGCCGGAGCCGGCGGACAAGGACCGAUAGGCGCGCACAAUCCGUUCCUCCAGGGCGGCAUGUUCCAAGGUCAUACGGGGACACCGGGAGUUAACGUCCACGUUCUCAACGACAAACCCAAGGGAAUUCCCACCACCUAUCCGGGACAAUAUCCGGAUUCUUUCGGAGGCUCGACGGGAUCUAACGCCGGCGCGAACGCCAACGCCGGUGCCGGUGCCGGAGGAUACGGCGGACCGAUUAAGGAAGCCCCGGCACCCGGAGGAUAUGGCGACGGGGCUCUCGGCGGUUAUGGAGGCUCUUCCGGAACAGGCGGCGGGUCCGGUCCGAACUACGGAGGUGGACUCGGAAGUGGUUCGGCGGGUGCCAACGCGGGCGCGAACGCUAACGCUAACGCUGGAGCCACUGGCGGAAGUGGCCAUGUAAUCGGGGGCUCCGGAGGUCACGGAGGUCAAGGCGGCUACGACGGAGGCUCGUUCGGCGGUCAGGGUACUGGCGGGUCAGGUACCGGAGGCUACGGCAACAACGGUGGAGGUUUCGGCGGCGGUUCGGCCGGUGCGAACGCUGGCGCGAACGCUAACGCUAAUGCUGGAGCCACUGGCGGAAGUGGCCAUGUUAUCGGAGGCUCCGGAGGUCACGGAGGUCAAGGCGGCUACGACGGAGGCUCGUUCGGCGGUCAGGGUACUGGCGGGUCAGGCACCGGAGGCUACGGCAACAACGGUGGAGGUUUCGGCGGCGGUUCGGCCGGUGCGAACGCUGGCGCGAACGCUAACGCUAACGCUGGUGCAACUGGCGGAAGUGGCCAUAUUAUCGGAGGCUCCGGGGGUCACGGAGGUCAAGGCGGCUACGACGGAGGCUCGUUCGGCGGUCAGGGUACUGGCGAGUUAGGCACCGGAGGUUACGGCAACAACGGUGGAGGUUUCGGCGGCGGGUCGGCCGGUGCGAACGCUGGCGCGAACGCUAACGCGAACGCUAACGCUAAUGCUGGAGCCACUGGCGGAAGUGGAGGAUCCGACGGUGGUCACGGAGGAUUCGGCGGCGGCGGCGGCGGUGGCGGUUCCUUCGGUCAAGGAAACAGCGGAUUCGGACAAGGAGGUUCGCCCGGUAUUAUUCACGGCGGGAACGGAGGCGCGAGUGCCAACGCUGACGCAAGCGCUAACGCCAACGCCAACGCUGGCGGCUCCGGCGGAGCCGGAGGAUACGGGGGAUACGGAGGUGGCGUGAAAGGAUCGGGCGCAGGAUUAGGACACGGCGGAUCAUUCGGAGGCUCAAACGCCAACGCUCAAGCGUCCUCGUCGUCGAACGCGAUCGCGUCCGGAGGUGGCGGUGGCUUGUCCAAAGUCAUCUCCGACGCCUCGUCUAGCGCGUCUUCCAACGGCGGAUCGGCAUCGGCGAACAGCUCCAGCAAGGCGUCCGCACAGAACCACGGGGGAUCAGGAUCGGCGAGCGCAAACGCGAACGCGAACGCGUCAGCAGUUGGACUGGGCUCGAAGAGCUCGGCGUCGAGCCAAGCGUCGGCCAGCGUCGACACCAGGGACAUGUUGAUCUUCAGCUAAUCGAUAAUCUUGUGAUACCGUAGCGGACCGGCGAGCUUCUCCAAGGGAAUGCCCUCGCGCGCUCAAUAGCGACUUAAUACUCCGUUUUGCGUCUUUCGCUGUUCCGCGAGCACGGUCGUCGGUACGAGCACGACGCGGGUGUUCUGUUCUUGUGACUUGAACCAUCCUCGACGAGAGUCAGCGGGAAGCGUGUCGCGCAGUGCGUCGCGUUCGUGGAACGUUCGAAUUUAUAAUCGCGAGUUAUAGACGCGAACGUGCGCUCACGAGAAUCCGAAUAAUUUGCGAACAACUGGGACUCUUUUUUAACGGAUUGACUCGAAGCGGAAAUGAUUGUCAGACCAGGAGAACAAGCUCUCGCUCGUAUUCGUACCGCGAAUCAAGUCGGAGGCAGAUCGAAUCUUGGCUGGUAUUUCACGACUUUUCGUGCUCGACUAAGAUUAAAGUACUUAAGACGAACGCUUUUCAUUGGAUGUAAGUGGAAAAUAUAAUGCAUACACACACACACAUACACACACACAGACGAAAUCUUUUCGAUUGAACAGUUCAAUAGGCCGGUCGCCGAUGACCUCGCAUCCGCCUCUGACUAUAUCACUCUUAUACUCAUGCGUUCUACGAUGAUCGGUGUGAUUUUUAUAAUAUACGCCGAUUUGUACAUUUUUCCUCUAAGCGGGUAACAUAGUGCAGUAUUUAGAGGAACGCUUUUAAGACGCCUUAAUUUAAUACUCUGUGUCUCUCUCUCUAUAUAUACCUAUGUAUGAUAUAUUUAUAAGCGUAUUUUUAGAUUAUAUACUACCGUGUGAUUUCGAUGCGACGUCGAAGCUGUGCAGAUCGCCUCUCUUGAACUCUGAAUCUGUGAUUCGCACGAGACGCGUCACAAUGUUUUAACGUAUAUAUAUAUAUAUAUAUAUAUAUAUAUAUAUAUAUAUAUAUAUAUACAAUAAUAUAGCGAUAAUAAAAGUAAUACAAAUUGUACGACACGUGCAGAUCUGAUCGAUCAAACUUGAAACCCGACCCAGACGACUAUCGUCUAUUCGCUUUUGCUAAUUUGCGGCUUUGCCUCGUGCGAUGCAUUAAGAUAAAAAAAGAAAGAAUGUCGCUUCGAUCAUUGCUUCAGAUCUCGAGGGAUAAGUGCGAUCUCUGUUGUGCCACUCGUAAGAAUAAUUGCUGAGAACCGGGAGAGUGUUCUUCAUAUUUACCACCUUGCGAAAGAGAAGAGAGUCGCGACGAUUAGUGUCGGUGGUAUUUUUUCUCCCACUCUCUGUCUCUCUUUCUGUCUCUCUACCUCAAGCUCUCUUUGUCUCUAUUCUCACGACGUCAGACGUCUCUCGUGUAUCGAAAACAACAGGGAUAAAAACUCGUCGGACUUGUUCCGCGAGAGCGCGAACAAGAAGAACGGAAGAGAGAAUCGCGAAGAGACGCGGAGAGAGAAAUGAAGAAGUGAGAUACGCCGACGCUGCUGUAGGAGGAUCAUCGAUCGAUCCACUCGUUCGCGACGUCCGUGCGAUCCCGCGACUCCUCACGCGAAUCUCGCGAUUAAUGCGUGAUUACUGAUAAUCGUUUUUUUUUUUCUCUUUUACAUCGCACCUAAGUCAUUUAUUCAGCGGUAUUUGCGGAAUUAUCGUUGAUUGUCACGCGUUAUCGCGCGAAAAUACGCAUGAAAAUAUACAUGUAUUUCCCGUAUGUUUUUUUUUUUUCUCGUCUCUGUCUUUUCCUCAUCCAUUCUUAUGUAAUAUAUUAUUGCGCGACGUGUGUGAACACGCAUAUGUAAGAGUUCAAUAAAGUUUGUGAUUUUUUUUUUCGAUAGAACCGCGUCUGCGUUUUAACAAGCUGCCUGGUCUUCGUGCCUUAUUCUUACAGAGGGCGAUUGACAUUAUGAAUCUUAAGUAACUUGAUGUAAUUAAUGAUUUAUGAUAAUAUAUAAUGUCCGUGAAACAUGAAGACACAAUUUUCAUUGGAACGUGAUAAAAGAGAAAUGAUAAAAAAAGUAAGCGCGAAGACGUAAUCAGUCGUGCGUGCAACGCUGAUCACGUUUACCAUGUUUAAUUUAUUAUGCGCUGUGCAUAAUAAAUUUUGAGCUUGUUUUGAGCUCAUCGGCUUGGUUUUUCCAUACGCGUCUAACAGUGUUUUACACGGUUUAGAGACGUUCGAUUUUGCUCAAUCAUUUAAUUAAAACAGAGAUAAGGGAAAUAAUUCCAUUCUUAAAGAGUUUUAUAAAUAUUUAUAUGCUAACUUUAGAGCUCAUGAUUUUUAGACACGUGUACGAUGAGCAUGCUGCCCCUAGCGAAUGAAUGGAAAGGUAAACGACCUCGGGGCCAAAGCGCCUAUUGUGCAAUUCGACAAAAGACGAGAGCCCUUCCGCUUUCUUUUUAUCGUAAAAAUUACACGUCGAGCAUUCGCAUUGAUAAUCUCGCGUAUAAAUAAACCAAGGUACCUCGUAACAUUUUUCUUACGUAUCUUUCGCUAGUACUGAUGAAUAAUUAAAAUUGCGAGAGUAUGCUGCUCACCUUUGGAGAUGAUAAAAAUUAUAUAAAAGUAUAAUCUCGCCGCACAGUUUCCUGCAACGGACGUUUAGAGAUAUUAUCAUUCUUAAGCGAUUUUUAAAUACUACUUGCGCACCUUGAAUCAGCGUGGAAACAAAUAAUAAUAACUAUUAUUAUCAUCUUUCCCGAUUACCGUCGAAUAAAUUUCCUUCAGCGAUUUCGUAUACCUUACUUAGCUCGCGAGUAUUAUUAAACGUAAUUGUAAAAAGAACCUAUCCUUUCCCUUCAACACGUAGAAUUUUCUUGGCGUUAAUAACAAAUUGUACGGCAUUGUAGGAAUGUAUAUUUUCUUCAGGCUAAAAAUAAAGACUUCGUGAUACAAGA
Harpegnathos saltator (Jerdon's jumping ant) is the source of this 5810-nucleotide messenger RNA. RefSeq lists its product as uncharacterized. The transcript is spliced from 5 exons. Bases 145 to 2946 code for a protein of 933 amino acids. The record is from RefSeq and is a predicted model, not a curated record. NCBI's taxonomy places the organism in Eukaryota, Metazoa, Arthropoda, Insecta, Hymenoptera, Formicidae.